GGAGUAUCGCCAUGUUACUCCCAUCUGCCUUCUCCUGCGAUGGGGGACAAUUAAAAAUUCCCGACUCGAGACCUCCUCAGCGGCCCAAGUUACCAUCUUUCGCCGCAUACCAACCAUUAUUGCUCGCGCCAUCCACGCAAUCGCGCCCGAGCCCGCUGUCCUCAAGCUGUCGCGCGCUACACGCCAUCCUAGGCGCACCGGCGGCAAUAGAACGAUCGAUACCCAGUCCUCCGCGUCAACGACAAGACCCUUUCAAAAACCCUCAGACGGCUUUAGGCUCGAAACAGAUACCACCGCCGACACCUUGCCGAGGCGCAAACAAAAGAAGGCGAAGCGAUUUCGAGGCCGAUCUCGCCCCGUCAGAUACCAUCAUGCAAGAUUGCCCACAGACGCCCCAGCCCGUCCGGACUCCCAAGAGGCGAAGGAAGGUGCCUUUAUAUAUGCCAAUGGGUCUGUCGGCCGAAGACUUCCACGCUCUCGAGACACCGCCCGAGGAGACCGUGGAACCCGACCUUGAUAUGCCCAUCAUCAGUCCAUUCGCAAGCAAUAACAAUUCAGACCGUGAUUCCGCGUAUGGGUCAUCACCUUCAAUAGACGAUCCGGAUUGGACCAUUGACGACGACAGAUUGCUCGUCGAGACGGUGCUCGAAAAACUCAAACUCUCCAAACGCGACUGGAACGAGUGUGCAAGGAAACUGGGGAAAGACAAGGAUAGCCUGGGCAGGCGAUGGAGUCUCCUCGUAGGAGAAGGCAAUGUCGGCCUCAGGAGAGGACGCAGGAUCUCCAGAACAGAUUUGGAUAUUGCAUCUUGGUAGCACCUUGCUUACCAUACUUCGUCAUUUGUAUGAAUACAUUCGAUUUUGGCUAGCUCC
Messenger RNA from Exophiala oligosperma, 872 nucleotides. RefSeq lists its product as uncharacterized. The transcript has a single exon. Bases 12 to 815 code for a protein of 267 amino acids. NCBI's taxonomy places the organism in Eukaryota, Fungi, Ascomycota, Eurotiomycetes, Chaetothyriales, Herpotrichiellaceae. The record is from RefSeq and is a predicted model, not a curated record.